Closterium sp. NIES-67 is the source of this 1837-nucleotide messenger RNA. The record is from the annotation of a GenBank genome assembly. NCBI's taxonomy places the organism in Eukaryota, Viridiplantae, Streptophyta, Zygnematophyceae, Desmidiales, Closteriaceae.
GAGAUUAGCUCGACCCGCUGACCCCCGCUCGCAGAACCGGCCAGUGUUCUUCAGAUUCAUCAGUUCAGUAUGAUUGCUUGCUAGGCCCUUUCUAUUGAGUACCUGCUAGGUGCUCCUCGUUUCUGCCGGAAUUUGCUGCUAUGAGCGCGUCUGGUCGAGGCGGUAGAGGGGACCUGGAAGCGGGAGCCGAGCCAGGCACGGACUCAGGUCUCGCCUCGGGAUUUUCGUCAACUGCUGGAUGAGAGCAUCAGGCGGUCAAUCCUCAGGUUCCACUAACGUGGGAUCCACUAGCGGGCUGACAAUACAGUCCAGUGGUAUACCACCGUCUGCUCAGUCCGGCGUGCCACCAUCGCACUCGCUAUCUGUUGGGGUAUCAGGAGCUGGAAACCAGGGGUCAGCUGCAGUGCGGGAAGUCUGUGUCAAUGUCCAGCCGUUCUUCUUCGUCCUCUCCCUCAUGUUUCUCCUCAUGCUUCUCAGCUUCCCUGAAGGUUCAGAGUUCCUGCUAUGGGUGUUCAUCGGUGCGUUUGUGGCGGCCAUGCUGCGGGGCUUCACCCUCUACCGCCAUCUAGCUGACCAAGCCAGAGCUCAGAGGGCCUUCGCCCGCCUCCUCGGCCUCCCCCCUUCCUCCACCUCCUUCCUCCUCUCCUCCCCCUCGCUCUCCUCCCCGUUCCCCCAUUCGGGCCACCAUUCUCCAACGGUCCCUUCCAGCCAUCUUUUCUACCUCACGGGGCACCGCCCUUCCUCUGUCCGACCUCCCCCUCUUCCCCGCCUUCCCCUCUCUCUCCCCUUUCCCCACCUUCCCUUCAUCCCUCUCGCCCUCCAUCUCGCCCUCCCCCUCCUUCGGAAGCCUCGCUCAAUCCACGUCAGCAGUGGCCAGGUCAGCAUCCACGUCAGCUUCUGCUGGAGCUGAGUCGGCAGGAAACGGAGCAACAGCAUCUGCUUCUGGUGCCCAAAUUAUGCACGGGCAGCAGCCACAGGCACAAUUCAGAUCAGAGCUCGGUGGGGAGUGGUUUGGUGGUGGGGAGAGAGGUGGAAGAGUGGAGGACGGUCCCUUGCUUGCUGCGAGAAUAGGAUCGCUGGUGCGAGCACAGUAUGGCCAGCAGCAGGGGCAGCAGGGGCAGGGGGAGGGAGAGCGCAUGUGGCUGGAGCACCAGGCGCAGCUGCGGCGGUUACAGCGUCACCUGGGGUUACAGCUGGCGCUCAUGCACCGAGACCUGCAGGCAUCAGACUACGAGCUGCUGCGUGCUCUGGAUGCGGACAACACACCGUCAGUCCCUGCUCUCAGCGACCUUGAGAUUGCUCGCCUGCCUGCUUUCCCAUACAAGCCAAAGAGGAGUCAAUCUGGUGGAUACAAGCCACGGCCUGGCCCCGCUUUGCCCUCGUUAUCUCCACCAUCGGUACAAGGAGCAGCAGCAUCAGCAGCACUGACAGCAUCAGCCGCAUCAGCAGCAGCCAGUGCAGCAACUAGUGAUCUGGCCUCAACCCAGCAGGCGAAGGAGGGUGACGACAGUAGCAAUAGCAGUGAGCGGUGCACCGUGUGUCUGGAGCCCUUCCAGGAAGGGGAGAUGGUUCGCCUGCUACCAUGCUUGCACCAGUUCCACUCGCCCUGUAUUGAUCAGUGGCUACAGCGCCAAGCAAAUUGCCCUAUUUGCAAGCACCAGCUCGUGCUGUCGUGAGGUCCAGUAGGUACUUCCUUUCAUAGGAUUGCUGUAGGCUAUUGUGUGAAUGUUCAAACCCGGACCCAGAGGUUAGUGAUAGCUGUUGUCGACCAUCAGGGCUCCUGUAGGUUGUAUUUCCACUGGCCUUAUUUUACAUUUCUUGGCUACGAACUUGGCGC